This is a messenger RNA of Vitrella brassicaformis, 2328 nucleotides long. NCBI's taxonomy places the organism in Eukaryota, Vitrellaceae. The record is from the annotation of a GenBank genome assembly.
GCCUUUUCCUGUGCGAGAGGGAGAGAGAGGCACCGAACAAGCCCACAGCGACGCUCACACCCUUCCCCUCUCACCUUCCCCCCUCCGCCACAUACGACCUAAAACGAUGACGCGCUCCCUCUCGGCGCUGCUGGUGUCCCACCUCGGCCUGCUCUCCUUCUCCCUCGCCCAGAUCCACCCGCCCCCCAUUUCCAAGCAAGACCACGCACAUUUCAAGCAGGACCACGCACACUUCACCAAGACGGGCGGACCCCUCAGCAAACCCAGCAGACCCGCAACAGCGCCGCUGCAUAGCCAUGCCCGUCCCACUGGCGGCGGUGGCAAGGGUUCCAUCGUGACUCCCUCCAAGACCAAGACAGGCAGCCCGCUCAGCCGCGGCCCGCCCCCCGGCGGCCACGGUGCCCCUCUCGAUGCGGCAGCCUCACAUGCCGGUGUCAGUGCGGCGGCCGGCCGCGUGGCUGAGCGGCCUCAUGCAACCGCAUCAGGGCUCGUUUCCGGCUGGACCGACAUGGUGCCCGGCACGUCCGCUCGAGGGCCGUAUCGCGGUGGCGAUGCCGGCAACGCCCCUGCGGCGUUGGCUGCAGCCGCCGCCAGCAGAGGAGGUCGAUCUCCCCUGCCCGCUCGGGGCAACUCCACCGAAGGCCUGCCGACGGGCUGGACGGAGCCUGCCCCGGGGGAUGACGGCCCGCCCGAGAUGACCGACGCAGUGAUCUUCCGGGGCAAUUCGCCGCGGAGCCAGGGUGCGCCGGCGUGUGCCUUGGUUGACUCGCAUGACGUGAUGGAGGUGCCUGUGGGCGGGCUGGUGCAUUUCAACCUGACGGUCAAGUGCCCGGGGGUAUCGGCGCCCCUGAACGACACUUUCGAAGGGGUGCGGGCGGAGGUGCUCGAGUGGGACGGGCUGCUCCACGAUGAGUGGGAGAUCGGCAUGGGACGCGACAACGAGACUCCCGUAUUGCUCAAGGAACUCGGUAUGACUGCGCGCGCGUGUCCGGCAGCAUGUGUGUGCCGAUGUGUCCAUGUGUCCAUGUGUGUGGGGUGUGGGGUGCAGUUGAGGAGUCGAUGCCGCCGAUGCUGGAGUUCUACAACCUCCACUGGAGCCCGUCGCGGCACAAGAGCGGCAUGUUCCAGGUCACCGGCAAGAUAGAGGGGUACGACCGAAUCAACGUCUACCACCCUCCCACCAAACGCACCUACUGGGUCCCAGGUAGGUACCUACAGCUGUCAUCCUCAUCCCCACACCCUUCUACCGUGCCACACCCAUCAUCUGCCAUCCCCCUGUCCUGUAUGUCAGCUGCUGGUCGGUUCACCGUCUCGCUGUCCUACGACCUGUUGGCCAUCAGUGUGACCGUUGCAGUGCUGCCCUCCCAGCCGACAGUCAACCUGACAGGGUGGCACGGCUGGGGCUACAACUACAGCAAAGCCCUGGAGCCCGCCAUCGACCAGGGCAUGUACCGCCUCGAGACACACGACGACGACGAGGACCUGCAGGAGAUCCGUGUGGGUGACCUCUUCACCAGGGAGCUGCGGAUCGUGCGCAAGGGUAACGACAGCAGUAAGGAAGACUGGGUGGAGACCGAGGAGAACCCGCUGGUGGACAUCAUCCCCAGGGCCAUCUGGGUGGCCAACGCCGUGACGGCGGGGCACUUCAGCAACAGGACCCUCAACAGGUACGCAACGCAAGAGGGUGUGUGGGUGUGUGCGUGUCCUGUCGUGUGGAUGAUGUGUGUGUGACAUCUGUGUGUCAGGUUCAAUUGGCUGCACGACCCGUUCAUCGGUCCGAAGAUGGGCUUCCUGGUGGAGGAGAAGCGCAGCGAGAAGCGCGUGGCGGGGGGGCUGCUCAUCGGGCGGCGCUUCCAGUGGCGGCCCACACCGGACGAAGCGGGCUCACAGGUGCGCCAUGGGCGUCGUGUCUUCUACACAGACAGUAUCUAUGUGUGACUCCUUAUUCAAAUUUGGUGGGUGCAGAUGGCGAUCUGCUUUGUGGUCCACGACCCCUACAAUCUGUAUGCCCCCGGCACAACCAUGUUCUACGAGAGCAACCCCCUCCCAGACGACACCGCCACGCUCCCGCCCUCACUCCUCCCGCCCACAUCGCCUUUCACACUGUAAAACAGCGCGCAAACAAACCACACACAUAGACGAGACGACAGAGAGAGACACAGCUUGCUAAUGCUUCCGCUCCUCUGUCUGUCUGUCUGUCUGUCUGUCUGUCAGCCGUUCGCGCGCCCCCGAGUAUGCGCAGUGCGUCAACGUGCGCGUCAAGCACCCCGAGCAGUUCCAGGCCUUCCUCAGCCAACGCAGCAAAGGCAACGAGGCCUAGCAGCAGCA